AGCCUUCCCGCUCAGCCUCCGCAUCUCCUGUGGAGGGCGGCACAGCCCUGCUCAUUGUCCUCCUCACCUUCCGCCUAGGUGGUCUUCGGGAAGAAGCUUCCGGCCUUCGCCACAAUCCCCAUCCACCAGCUGCAGCACGAGAAGAAAUACGACAUCUACUUUGCUGACAAGAAGGUGUUUGCGUUAUACAGGCAGCUGCUGCAGCAUGAGUGCCCGCAGUGCUCCGCGCUUCCGUCUUUCAGCCUCUUUGGUGACCUGGAGCAGCACAUGCGGAGGCAGCACGAGCUCUUCUGCUGUAAGCUGUGCCUCAAGCACCUCAAGAUCUUCACAUAUGAGCGCAAGUGGUACUCGCGCAAGGACCUGGCGCGGCACCGCAUGCUGGGGGACCCAGACGACACGUCGCACCGCGGGCACCCGCUCUGCAAGUUCUGCGACGAGCGCUACCUGGACAACGACGAGCUGCUCAAGCACCUGCGCCGUGACCACUACUUCUGCCACUUCUGCGACGCGGACGGUGCCCAGGACUACUACAGUGACUACGCGUACCUGCGAGAGCACUUCCGGGAGAAGCACUUCCUGUGUGAGGAGGGUCGCUGCAGCACUGAGCAGUUCACCCACGCCUUCCGCACCGAGAUCGACCUCAAGGCCCACCGGACCGCCUGCCACAGCCGCAGCCGCGCUGAGGCCCGCCAGAACCGCCAGAUCGACCUGCAAUUCAACUACACUCCCCGGCACCCGCGCCGGGCCGAGGGGGUCGUCAGCGGUGAGGACUAUGAGGAGGUGGACAGGUACAACCGCCAGGGCCGAGCAGGCCGGGCCGGAAUGCGUGGAUCCCAACAGAGCCGCCGUGGAAGCUGGAGGUACAAAAGGGAGGAGGAGGAUCGGGAUGUGGCGGCGGCCGUCCGGGCCUCGGUGGCCAUGCAGCAGCAAGAAGAGAAGCACAGGAGUGAGGACCGUGAGGAGGGCAGCCGGGCCAAGGAGGAGGCAGCGGCACGGGUGUCCGAGGAGCCACGGGGUGCCCGGCGCUCACCCCGCACCCAGGCCGAAGGUCCAGGCCCCAAGGAAGCCUCGACAAAUGGUCUUGUGAGCCAAGAGGCUUUCCCCGCCUCGACUCCAGCUGCAGGGCUUCCGCCUCCUAGCACCCUGCCGCCUGAGCCAAAGCUCAAGGACGAGGACUUCCCCAGCCUGUCCUCUUGCCCCACACCAGCUGUCCCUGGCCCUGCGGGGCUGGCGCUCACGUAUCCCGUUCCCGCCAGGGGCAGGGGCACGUUUCAGGAGGAAGACUUCCCCGCCCUGGUGUCCUCGACGUCCCGGCUUGGCGCUGCCCCCACUAGCAUAGUCUCUGCUUGGAACAGCAGCAAGAAGGUGACACGGGCCUCCUUGGGGGUCCCGGCUGCCGGGGGGGGCCAGUCCACCAGGAAAGCCGGGAAGGGGAGUGGUCAGGGUGGCCGGAAAGAGGAGGAGGAGACGGUCUCACAGGAGCUGCGCAGCUCGUCCUUGCUGGCACUGGCCUCCUCCCAGCCCGUGGCCAAGGGCAGCCGCAAGAAGAAGAUGGGCUCUGAGAAGCCCGGGGCCACAUCGCCCCCGUCCCUCGACCACACCCCAAAGGCCCCCGACAAAGAUGGGCCACCUGGGGCUGAGCAGGUCCCCACCGCCCUCGGCAGAGCGGAGGGGCCGGCUGCUGCCAUCGUCAACGGACACGUGGAGGGACCAGCCCUGGCGCACAGCGCCCCUGAGGAACCCCCCGGGCUCCCGCGGCCCCUGGGGCCCCCGCCCUGCCCCACACCCCAGGAAGACUUCCCGGCGCUUGGUGGCCCUUGCCCGCCCAGGAUGCCGCCUCCCCCAGGGUUCAACACUGUGGUGCUGCUGAAGGGUGCACCGCCCCCACCCCCGCCCCCGCCUGGGCUGGCAACCACCGUGAGCAAGCCACCUCCCGGCUUCUCCAGCUUCUUGCCCAGCCCGCAGCCAGCCUGCGUGCCCAACACCACCACAAAAGCGCCCAGGCUGACCCCCCCACCCCGGGCCUACCUGGUCCCCGAGAACUUCCGGGAGAGGAACCUGAAGUUGAUCCAGUCCAUCAAGGAUUUUCUGCAGAGCGACGAGGCCCGCUUCAGUAAAUUCAAGAGUCGCUCGGGGGAGUUCAGACAGGGCGUGAUCUCCGCAGCCCAGUAUUACAAGACCUGCUGGGAGCUGCUUGGGGAGAGCUUCCAGAAGAUCUUCAGCGAGCUGCUGGUGCUCUUGCCCGACACAGUCAAGCAGCAGGAGCUGCUGUUGGCGCACACAGACUUCUGCAGCCACGAGAAGCCUCCAGGCACCAAGUCCAAGAAGAGCAAGAAGAGCGCGUGGCAGGCCAGCACCCAGACGACAGGCCUGGACUGCUGCGUCUGCCCUACCUGCCAGCAGGUGCUGGCACACGGCGACGUCAGCAGUCACCAGGCGCUGCACGCUGCCCGGGACGAUGACUUCCCCUCCCUGCAGGCCAUCGCCAGGGUCAUCACGUAGCUUCUGCCGGCACGGGCAGGAGCUGCCGUACCCUGAGC
Molecule: messenger RNA, 2540 nt
Organism: Trichechus manatus latirostris (Florida manatee)
Lineage: Eukaryota; Metazoa; Chordata; Mammalia; Sirenia; Trichechidae
Gene: ZNF598
Product: zinc finger protein 598, E3 ubiquitin ligase
Exons: 11
Coding region: 268-2502 (744 amino acids)
Biological process (GO): protein ubiquitination; rescue of stalled cytosolic ribosome
Molecular function (GO): ribosome binding; ubiquitin protein ligase activity
Source: RefSeq, a predicted model, not a curated record